This is a messenger RNA of Canis lupus familiaris (dog), 2215 nucleotides long. It is a transcript of the gene SNX11, whose product is annotated as sorting nexin 11. The transcript is spliced from 10 exons. Gene Ontology annotation, biological process: intracellular protein transport. Gene Ontology annotation, molecular function: phosphatidylinositol binding. Bases 156 to 1028 code for a protein of 290 amino acids. Lineage: Eukaryota; Metazoa; Chordata; Mammalia; Carnivora; Canidae. The record is from RefSeq and is a predicted model, not a curated record.
AGAGGGAGAAGCAGGCUCCAUGCAAGGAGCCCGACGAAGGACUCCAUCCCAGGACUCCAGGAUCACGCCCUGGGCUGAAGGCGGCGCUAAACCGCUGAGCCACUUGGGCUGCCCUGGUCACAACCCUUUGACUGCUUACAUUGGGGACGUUACACAUGGGUUGGAGCCGGCCUGGAUCAUUUGUUGGCAGUACAUAUUGGCUGAAGUCAGUUUUCAUUUCAAGAUGUUUUCUUCCAAUGGGCUUUUGGUUUAGGAUGUUGGAAAACCAAGAGCAGGAGGAAUACCUUGGGGGUUCUGAUGAGCUCAACGGCAGAAGAAGGAUAUCCAUAGUAAAGCCAUUCCUGGGAAAUGAGGAGGUGAUCACCGUGCGUGUUCAGGACCCCCGAGUGCAGAAUGAGGGCUCCUGGAAUUCUUAUGUGGAUUAUAAGAUCUUUCUCCACACCAACAGCAAAGCCUUUACUGCCAAGACAUCUUGUGUGCGUCGCCGAUAUCGUGAGUUCGUGUGGCUGAGAAAGCAGCUGCAGAGAAAUGCUGGUUUAGUGCCUGUACCUGAACUUCCUGGGAAGUCUACCUUCUUUGGCAGCUCGGAUGAGUUCAUUGAGAAGCGGAGACAAGGUCUGCAGCAUUUCCUGGAAAAGGUACUGCAGAGUGUGGUCCUCCUAUCGGACAGCCAGUUACACCUCUUCCUGCAAAGCCAGCUCUCCGUGCCUGAGAUCGAAGCCUGCGUCCAGGGCCGAAGUCCCAUGACCGUCUCCGAUGCCAUCCUUCACUACGCUAUGUCAAACUGUGGCUGGGUCCAGGAAGAGAGGCAGGGCUCUUCUCAUCUGGCUAAGGGGGACCAGCCCAAGAGUUGCUGCUUCCUUCCAAGAUCGGGCAGGAGGAGCUCCCCCUCACCACCUCCCAGGGAAGAGAAGGACCAUUUUGAGACACAGUUAACGCGAGUGCGAGGUACAGACCACAGGAAGAGGAACCGGGCUGAUUGGCAGAAGCCCUCCCCCAAGCACCUCCCGCGCCGGCCGGCUGUUUGAACCGAAGGAACUCUCCAAUGUGCUGACGCCAGGGGCUGCCUCAUCUCAGAGAUUCAGCACAGAAGGAAAAACCACCAAAUAGGCAGCCAAAGGGAGUCUGAGAAGCCAACCAGAAGCAGGCAGGCCUGGGUUCCAGAGAUGAUUCUGCCCUGAAAGAUCAUCUAAGUCCCCUCCUCUGUCUGGGGUUUUGUUCCUCUCUGGCUUUCCUUUUCUACUUUGUCUGGAGGUGGCAAGAAUGCCUGGAACCAGCAUUUUUGAGAACACUACAUAAAGAAAUUGGACACUAUCACACACUGCUGGGAACCGAAUAUGAAGUUUAUUUACGCUUUUCAAAUCAGCCGACACAGCUCACAACUUCCUCCUCCGAAGGUUUCCUUGUCUCUCACCUUCUCUGUGAAAAGCCUGUGGAGAAAGCAGAAGUGGAUGUGAGACACGUUUAAAGGUGGGAUGAAAAAACAAAGGUGGGAUGAGCUAUGACCUGCUGACUGCCUUUCCCACUUGUCUUACUGGCGCGUUUCAGUUACUACAAGCUGUCAGAGGCUUGGGUCUCUUCAGUAAGAAGAGUCCCUGGUGUUGGUGGGGUGGCUGGCGUAGGGAAUAGGAACUCCUGGCCAGAGACUAGGCUAUGUCUCCUGAAGGAGGGAAAAUAUAUAGGUUUGCUCUUAUGAUUCAAUAAAAGAUGGUAUAAAAGGGUGCAAAUUAAAGAGUGUCUCCCUCCCACCCUCACAGUCAUGCAACCACUUCUAUUGUCUCUGCCCUUCCAGAGAUACCAUCUACACACAGAAACAACUGGAGACUCCCCCUAUACCCACUCCUGUAAAGUCUACACCCAACAUGGGGCUUGAACUCAUGACCCUGAAAUGAAGAGUUGCAUGCUCUAUGGACUGAGCCAGCCAGGUGCCCCUGGAGACUCCCUUUUCACACAAAUGGAACAAAUUAGGCCUACCCUUCUUUGCUGCCUUUUUAUUUUUUCUUACCAACAUCAGUGCAGAGAGCUUCCUUUAAUUUUUUACUGUUACAUAGUAUUUAAUUCUAUGAACAUACUAUAGUUAUUUGGCUAGGUCUUUACUGAACAUUUAGGUCAUUUCUAGUGGUUUGCUAUUAUAAAGUAACCUUGUGUGUAUAUCCUUUUCUUUUAAACUUUUAUUUUUGGGAGAUGCCUAGGUGGCUCAGCAAUUGAGUGUUUG